UUAAAUGCCACUUCAUCACUUUCUCUGUGUAUUGUAAUUUUAAUUAAAUGUUAUUUCUCUAAUACUUUGUACAAUGUUUCCUUACUCGCGCAGUGUGUGCCGUAUGCAUUAAAAAUCGUGCUCAUCUUACGUAUUUGAAGGAUAAAUUCGGCCUCUUUCUCCUCAUGAACAACGACCGUUUUGCAGACGGACAUUUAAACAGGGAUUCUUUCGAAGGAGCAUUCAGAAACAGAUAGAUUACAAAUGUCUCAGAGAAAAACGCUGCUUGGUUAUACGACACAGUCGCAAUAGGUGCCAGUACUGCAGAUUUAAAAAAUGCCUCGAAGUUGGAAUGUCAAAAGAUUCUGUCCGUUAUGGUAGAGUGCCGAAGAGAUCUAGAGAAAAAAGUGAGGAGCCACCACAAGUAACUCAAUCAGAGCCAGAAAAGGCGAAACCUGCGGUAUCAAAUUUAGAACUAAGAGAGCAAAAAAUGUAUGAAACAAUAACUGCUGUAUCUGAUGCACAUCUAAGCCAUUGUGGCUAUACUGUUGAAAGGACAAAGAAUAUUGUUCGGAAACCUGCAAUAUUUGCUAUGACUGAACAUCAACAUAAUGCUGUUGAAGGUCAGGUUGGAGCUGGAAGCUUAGAACUACAGAAAAUUAUAAUGUGGCAACAAUUUGCAUCAUUACUUACUCCAUCAAUUCAGCAGAUAGUUGAAUUUGCUAAACGUAUACCAGGAUUUCAGGAUCUAAUACAAGAUGACAAGCUUUUAUGUAUUAAAUUGGGGUUCUUUGAAAUUUGGCUCGUUCAUGCUGCACGUCUAAUUAAUCCCAUGGAUGGUACGAUAACAUUCAACGAUGGUAGCUAUGUGUCUAAAAAUCAGCUAGAAGUAAUGUUUGAUCGAGAAUUUGUUUCCCUUGUGUUCAAUUUUGUAUGCUGGUUCAAUGACUUGCAACUGAAUGACAUUGAAAUCGGUUUAUACUGUGCUGUUGUGCUUCUUACUGCAGAACGUGAUGGCAUAUAUGAUCACAAAGCUAUUCAAAUGAGGCAAGAAAAAGUGAUAGAAGCAUUAAAAUGUCUGUUGAAUGACAAUCAUCCUUCAGAACCUCAUAUGUUUGCAACACUCAUAUCAAGACUACCCGAGUUACGCAUCCUGGGAGAGAAACAUUUAGAUCAUCUUAGGUGGUUUCGAGCAAACUGGGUUCACAUCAACUUAGCUCCAUUGUUUGCUGAAGUUUUUGACAUUCCAAAAUCAGACCUUGAUCUUGUACAACGAUAGUAAAGUUAUAAUUGUUUGACAUGCAGGCCAUGGAUUCUUCAGACCAAUUCUAUACCACUGAUAGUGAAUUAUCUAGUACAACUUGAGUGCUUUUGUUUGUGUGAAUGUAUAAAUUAUUAGCUUUUUGCAGAACACCCUGCAGCUUUAUGUACUCAUUCUUCAUCCUGUAGAUAUCAUACUUGGGGCCACACAAAAUUUUAUUUAUUGGUCAUUGUGAAGAUAGCUUUCAAUAUUAGACAAGGCAUCUGGUUAUUACACUGUGAUUAUAGUAGUUGAAAAUCAACAAAUGUUAAUUAGUAUAUGAGCCAUUCAUAUAAAGUGGAAUAAGUUCUUUGAUAUAAG
Molecule: messenger RNA, 1600 nt
Organism: Uloborus diversus
Lineage: Eukaryota; Metazoa; Arthropoda; Arachnida; Araneae; Uloboridae
Product: ecdysone-induced protein 78C-like
Exons: 7
Coding region: 332-1258 (308 amino acids)
Biological process (GO): regulation of DNA-templated transcription
Molecular function (GO): DNA binding; nuclear receptor activity
Source: RefSeq, a predicted model, not a curated record